AUGCUCCCUCUCCUCUCAGCGCUCCCUCUCCUCUCGGCGCUUCCUCUCCUCUCGGCACUCCCUCUCCCCUCCACGCUCCCUCUCUCCUCCACACUCCCUCUCCCCUCCACGCUCCCUCUCCCCUCCGUGAUCCCUCUUCUCUCGGUACUCCCCCUCCUCUCGGUACUCCCGCUCCCUUUCCUCCCCUCACUCCUCCAGCUUCCGCAGAGCGUUCACCUGCUCCCCAAUCCCCACACUCUCCUCAAACUCCAUCAUCCCAGCCACUUCCUUGCACGUCACCCCCUCCCUGGUCGCCACCUUCCCCCAACAACUGGCCUCAAGAACAUGAAGAUGAUGAUGAAGACGGCACUGGGGAAGUAG
Molecule: messenger RNA, 360 nt
Organism: Coniophora puteana RWD-64-598 SS2
Lineage: Eukaryota; Fungi; Basidiomycota; Agaricomycetes; Boletales; Coniophoraceae
Exons: 1
Coding region: 1-360 (119 amino acids)
Source: RefSeq, a predicted model, not a curated record